This is a messenger RNA of Quercus lobata, 2373 nucleotides long. RefSeq names its product rust resistance kinase Lr10-like. The record is from RefSeq and is a predicted model, not a curated record. Gene Ontology annotation, molecular function: polysaccharide binding; protein kinase activity; ATP binding. The coding region runs from base 186 to 2246 and encodes 686 amino acids. NCBI's taxonomy places the organism in Eukaryota, Viridiplantae, Streptophyta, Magnoliopsida, Fagales, Fagaceae. Gene Ontology annotation, biological process: protein phosphorylation. The transcript has 5 exons.
GCGCUUCAUCUUUCUUGGAUUGGAAAUCGGAAACUCUACUUUCUUGUUGAAGAUGCUGAAUCAGAAAGAAGACUUUUUUUAAUUGUGUUUGUCUAUAGCUGUGGAAGGUUUUUAGUAUUUACUAUUGGAAAUAUUCCUCUCUUUCUCUCUACCCACCCUAUUCCCCUCUCUCUCUACCUACCUCAAUGGCAAGAGAAUUGACGUUCACUGCUGUAGGAUUCACUGUCCUCAUUGCUCUUGUAUUAGUCCAUCCAACUUGCUGUGCUACUAGUACCUGCCCCGCUUCUUCUUGUGGGAAUAUCAACAUAAGCUUUCCUUUUGGAUUGGAGAGCGACCCAUUUUAUCAAAGCUGUGGGUACCCAUUUUAUGUACUUUCGUGUGAGAACAAUCGUACGGUUCUAUAUAAAUUUGGAGGAAAAUACUACGUAGAGGAAAUCAGUUACAACAACUUCACAAUCCGGAUCGUGGACUCAGGUAUACAGAAGAACAGUUACUUCUCCACUCCCAAUUAUUCAUUAUAUCGAUACAAUUUUAGUUCGAUAAAUUUAUUUAAUGGAUAUACCACGUAUCAGCCAAAGGGGACGGUGCCGGAGCGGUAUCCCGAACUAUCACGGAGUUUGGUUUGGAUGAGCUGUGAAAAACCAGUGAAUUCUCCAUUGUAUUUGGACACUUCUACUUGCAAUUAUAAUGACAACUCUUCUUCUAUAUCUGAUUCCAAGACGAGGUAUAGAUAUGUUAAAGCCGGUAGAACGACCGCAUCCGAAGUGGAGGACUCGUGCCAAGUAGAGAAGAUGUCUCUGACUUCGUGGCCAACAAAUAAUGAUGACCCAAAUAUCUCCUGUACAGACGUCCACCAUGAAUUGGCAUAUGGUUUUGAGCUUUCAUGGCUCAAUGGUGAAGGUAAUUGUGAAAAUUAUUGCCCAAUAUACGGCAGCAAAUGUUACCUCAAUGACAUGAACCAUCUUCAAUGCUACGACGACAGUACUGGAGUGCUUGACCAGAUCCUAGAAAUACUCAGAGUUUUGGGAUAUAUAUUUGUUGAAAGUGCACACUGGUGGGACGCAAUAUCAUAUUAUACAUCCGCUGCUUGGGCCAUACUGCUGGAAAUCGUAAUAUUUCUCCUUGAAACAAGGACUGUCUUGGGGAUUCUAUUCAUGGUGGCGUUUUUGAUAUAUAAGUGGCGGAAGAGACAUUUAUCAAUGUAUGAUGCUAUUGAAGAAUUUCUGCAAAGCCAAAUUAAUCUCAUGCCAAUUAGGUACUCUUACUCAGAAAUUAGGAAGAUGUCCAAAGGUUUCAAGGACAAAUUGGGUGAAGGAGGCUAUGGCUCUGUAUAUAGAGGAAAGCUAGAAAGUGGCCCUCAUGUUGCUAUAAAGAUGUUGGGUAUCUCCAAAGCUAAUGGGCAAGAAUUUAUCAACGAAGUUGCAACAAUUGGAAGAAUUCACCACGUGAAUGUGGUGCAACUCAUUGGCUUCUGUGCUGAGGGGCCAAAGCGCGCCCUUAUAUAUGAAUUCAUGCCUAAUAGUUCUCUUGAAAAAUACAUUUUUUCUCAAGAAGAAAGUAUCCUCUUAAGUAUUGAGAAAAUGUUUGAGAUUUCACUUGGAGUGGCUCGUGGGAUUGAAUAUCUACAUCAAGGAUGUGACAUGCAAAUUCUGCAUUUUGAUAUCAAACCUCAUAACAUUCUUCUUGAUGAGAACUUCAUUCCCAAAGUUUCUGAUUUUGGGCUUGCAAAACUUUAUCCAACAAAUGAUAGCAUAGUGUCUUUGACUGCUGCAAGGGGAACACUAGGAUAUAUAGCUCCAGAGUUGUUCUAUAAAAACAUUGGAGGGGUCUCCUAUAAAGCUGAUGUUUAUAGUUUUGGCAUGUUGUUGUUGGAAAUGGCUAGCAGAAGAAAGAACGUGAAUGCAUUUGCAGACCGUUCAAGCCAAAUUUACUUCCCAACUUGGGUUUAUGGCCAAUUUAGUGAAGGAAAUGACAUAGAAAUAGAAGAUGUCACAGAGGAGGAGAAGAAAAUUGUUAAGAAGAUGAUCAUAGUCGCAUUAUGGUGCAUACAGAUGAAGCCUAGUGACCGUCCUUCAAUGAACAAAGUUGUAGAAAUGCUUGAAGGAGAAGUUGAAUGCUUACAAAUGCCUUCCAAGCCUUUCCUAUCAUCAUCACCAGCGAGACCAACAGGGGAUGUAGGAGACAACUUAAAUUCAACUAGUUCAUCAUUUCAAUCAGGUGAAUCAAGUCAAUCUGCUAAACUUUAAAUGCACGGAAAAGCUAACACCACCGCAAAAAUAGGGGAAUUAGUCUUCACAUAUUUGAUAGCAUAAAGACACUUCAUAUUUUUGUGUGACAAAUAAUUGGUCCCUUGAUUUAUGAUAGCUAUCCUUA